GAUGUAAACAGCGCCCAGCGCUGCAGAGUUUCAUUUGAACCCUGAAGAAGAAGAAGAAGAAGACAGGACACACGGAGACACACGGAGACACACGGAGACAGAGACAGGUAUUUUCCCGCCAUGGCAGAGAGCGCAGACAUGGAUCAGCUGCUGGCGUCCUUCAGGAAGUUCGCCGUCCACGGGGACACGAAGGCCUCGGGCAACGAGCUGAACGGGAAGAACUGGGCCAAGCUCUGCAAGGACUGCAAGAUCACCGACGGGAAGAACGUCUCCGGGACAGACGUGGACAUCGUCUUCUCCAAAGUCAAACAGAAGACGUCCCGCGUCAUCACCUUCGAGGAGUUCCAGCGAGCGCUGGAGGAUUUGGCCCCAAAAAGGUUCAAAGGUCAAAGCAAAGAGGACGCGCUGGCGUCCAUCUUUAAACUGGUGGACGGACGAGGACCGAGCAACGUGGGAGUCACGAAGGUGGCGAAGGCGGCGGCGUUGGAGCGCCUGACCGAUGCGUCCCGGUACACCGGGUCUCACCGGGAACGCUUCGACGAGAGCGGCCGGGGCAAAGGUCGCGAGGGCCGCGAGGACACGGUGGAGCACACCGGCUACGUUGGCGCCUACCGGGACGCCGGCACCUACGACCACAAGACCAAGCCCGAGAAAUAACCAGAACCUGCAGCAACUAGUCCGGACCAAACCCAGAGGGGGGUGUGUGUGUGUGUGUGUGUGUGUGUGUGUGUGUGUGUGUGUGUGUGUGUGUGUGUGUGUGU
This is a messenger RNA of Perca flavescens (yellow perch), 761 nucleotides long. It is a transcript of the gene tppp3, whose product is annotated as tubulin polymerization-promoting protein family member 3. Bases 121 to 657 code for a protein of 178 amino acids. Gene Ontology annotation, biological process: microtubule bundle formation; positive regulation of protein polymerization; microtubule polymerization. Lineage: Eukaryota; Metazoa; Chordata; Actinopteri; Perciformes; Percidae. Gene Ontology annotation, molecular function: tubulin binding. The transcript has 4 exons. The record is from RefSeq and is a predicted model, not a curated record. Gene Ontology annotation, cellular component: microtubule.